Messenger RNA from Coregonus sp. 'balchen', 28200 nucleotides. Lineage: Eukaryota; Metazoa; Chordata; Actinopteri; Salmoniformes; Salmonidae. The record is from the annotation of a GenBank genome assembly.
AUGUCGGAUUCAGAAGAGGACAGUCAAGAUAAGCAACUUAAAAUUGUAGUCAUCGGAGACGGCGCAUCGGGGAAGGUGAGGGAUGUUCAAGCUAACUGAGCUAGCUAACAUUGGCUAGCAAGCUAACAGAUAACGUUAGACUUGUUUUUUUGAGUAACGUUAAUUUAGUUGGCUAGCUAGCAACAUAACUAUGUGGCUAAUUGGGUAAAUUACUGUGUAGUGGAUAACUUUAGCUCAGAGUAUCUUACAUAAUUGUCCUUCAUAGCUGCGUGUGCUAGGCCAACGUUUUGGCUAUGCUUGUUAGCUGCUAAACUAGCUAGUUAACGUUAGCUAGCUAGCUCUUCAGCCAGGUAAAAGGGGAACCAUCACCUAGGGUUGUCAGACAGGCAGUGUUUUUGUUGUUGCAUAACUAUAGCCAAUGAUGAUGAUAAUUUAGUUGGUUAACCUUAGUUACCGUCUUCAUUUUGCACAACAGGGGCAGAGUAAUGUAAAUAGCUAGUUAGUUAGUUAGCUCUGGACCAGGGCGGAACGUUAACGUUAGCUAGCUAACGACAUGGAAACAAAGUCCAGUUACUGUCAAUGAUGAGCUACCAAGCUACUUUCCUCUGAAUUGUCUUAUUAACAGUCACAGUGUCAACAGAAUGGACAAUUAAGCCUGUGGUGCGCAACAUGUUGCCCGGCCACAGACAGUGACCAGGAAAACGGUUGAAGAACAUCAUCAAUCUUGAAAGAGACCGAAAAAGUCGCAGCCAAAUCUGCCACAUUUAGGGCUGAUGAGUUCAGCAGGCUAUUAUUUUGGGUUGAGCAGCUGAGUGCAUCAACAGGCCUAAAUUGAUUAGAAUAGCAUAACUAGGUUGGUUCAUAAAUACACUGCUCAAAACUCUUAUGGAAAGAGACACACAACACCAAAAAGUGUAAUGACAUUUGGCGAUUGUCAUUAGGCCAUAAUUUAUGCAUCCACUGCUGUCCGCGCGUGUCUUGAUGUCGGCCACUCAUCUCUGCCUUGGCAAAAUGUCUGUGUUUUCGUCGAAUCACAUCGCAUUUUGGAGCGUAGGCUAUACCACCCGGUGUCAAAUCCAUUCACUCAUUUUUGUAUGCCUCUGACAUGCGGUAAUUAUAAAAAGUGGUGUAAUAGCCUACAGUUUUCUGGACAUUUUACCGGUAUGGCGUACCCCCACUAUUUAUUUAGCCGGGACGCCGGACCGGACCAUACCGCCUUACUGUCACCCCUGAAUACAUCUCAAUAUAUAUGCUCCAACCUUCAAUUCAGAAUUGUUCAGAGGGAGAUUGCCAAGAUUAUCAAACUACUGUUACUGUGUAACAGAUCCAUAAACUGUUUCGAAGAUAGCAUAGUGGAUUUAAAUCUGGCAUGAAUCCUAUUUUGUAAACCUAUUAAUCGUACCUGACCCUUAAUCCAGGUUACGUGUGCUGUUGGAGGGACUUUCUGGAGAGCUUUGGACCGUAGUACUCUGGUUGUCUAAUGUUACUUUGUUAGCCAGUGAUUACAGGUAGGCCACAAAGGUGUGUGUGUGUGGACUACACAAUAAUUCCGUUGCUGUAUUGCCUAGUACAAGGUGGCCUAACAGCCUAGCCUACAUAUAAUGAUUAAAGCCUCUUCUCACAUAAUCAAUGUUGUAGGUCUAAGUUACAGGGAAAUAAUAUGGGCCUAGGCCUAUUUACUCAUGCAGGCAUAACAUUCAAUGUAGAUAAAAUUGUGCCUAGAAUCUAAAGCUUGAUUGUUCAGUAGGUGAAAAAGUGUAGCCUAUAUUUUCAAGCGAACCCUUCCUUGCUAUACUCAGGAGUGAAUGUUCUCAUUUGACUCCCUGCUGCACAAGCGGUGCUUUAACAUGACAGCUCUUGCAGUAAUUACCAAUUCCUUCAUAUGAACCAGCAAGGGACAAGUCUCAGUCUGCAGAAAUGGGAUUGACCUCGCUCCAGAUUACACACACCUUUUUAAGACUCAAAUGGCAUUUAUGUAUUUCUUAGGCUUAAUCUGGAAGCUUAUCAUUAUGUUCUUCUAUUACAUUUGGAAUUGAACUAACUGUGGUAUAAGCUUAGUGGGAGGAGGCAUGGAGAAUUCUGCAGUGAUUUAAAUGUUCAGGCGGCAUCUGAAUCGUUGUUAGGCUACUAGCUUGCUGUCAACACUGAGGCCAGUAAUAAAACCAGUCACCAUUCUGGACACAUUUUCUUUAAAACUAGAAACUCAUAAACCUCACCUAAAACUUGUAACAUUCUAUGCAUAGGCUUUAGACCCAGCCAAGACUGUUUUGUACCAUACAUAUUUAAUGAGUCUUUCAUUCAUUCUCUUCUUGGUAGAUAUAGGCCUACAUUUUCCAGACCUAGGCUCUGUAGCCUACUUUGCAGAAUAGCCUGAAUGCAAAUGUUCAGUUCAGAUUUAUUUUUUAGAAAGACAUGUAUUUCUGGGCAAAUAUUUUGAGACUGCUUGGUCUGUAUGGUCAUAAUGCAGGUAACCCAAAUGUACCAACAUUUCUCUUUGUCACAGCACAGACUGUUUGCAGCAAAGAGGUUGUCGUGACCAAUGCGGCAGCGGUUCUUCUUCGCUGUGUCUCUGAAUCCUCAAAUGAUUGAGUGUGAAUGUACUGCAGUGAUUUUAAGUGCUUUUUGGCUUCACUAACCUCUCUUGAAAGACAUUCCUCCCCCUCAAAGAGAAACAAAAUGAAUGGAGCAGUUCCUCUAUGUAGGCUCAACGAGAGAAAUUAAUGUUCCAAGUCUGAAAAAUCACUUUUUCUUCAGGCGGACAGACAACAUGCACAACUCGGUUCUCAGUAGAUACGCUACAUUAAUAACCCUCCUCACACUGCUGCCAGGUGUCAGUUCAUCACUGUCUCCAUGACUUACCCGCUUGUCUGUUUUGGGCAGAAAACAGGACCCCUACCCCCAAUCUUUGAAUAGGCACCCCCUAUUAAUGUCAAUCUGCUGAGCAAAUUGCAAAUGGUUCAGUUUUUCUUGGACGCCAUCUUGCGGGGUAUUUUCACUUGUGGUUGUCCAUUCAGAAAUAUGUGUGGGGGGGGGGGGGGGGGUGUAGAUGUGUGAAGGCUUGUCCACCAGCUGAGUUAGGAGCUGUCAAGAAUAUGGACACUCACAGUUUCAGCAGGCCUCACAUGGUAUUACAGAAGCUAAAUGACUUUUAACUCAACAUAUUUGUGGUGUUUGUGAUUGUAAUACCAUAGCCUACAUGUAGCUAGGCCCCACAAUCACCCGACCUCAACCCAAUUGAGAUGGUUUGGGAUGAGUUCGACCGCAGAGUGACAGAAAAGCAGCAAAAACAAAAAGCAGCCAACAAGUGAUCAGCAUAUGUGGGAACUCCUUCAAGACUAUUGGAAAAGCAUUCCAGGUGAAGCUGGUUGAGAGAAUGCCAAGAGUGUGCAAAGCUGUCAUCAAGGCAAAGGGUGGCUACUUUGAAGAAUCCCAAAUAUAACAUAUAUUUUGAUUUGUUCAACACUUUUUUUGGUUACUACAUGAUUCCAUGUGUGUUAUUUCAUAGUUUUGAUGUCUUCACUAUUAUUCUACAAUGUAGAAAAUAGUAAAAAUAAAGAAAAACCCUUGAAUGAGUAGGUGUGUCCAAACUUUUGACUGGUAUUGUAUGUUGAAAAAGCCAAAGCUAUCUAAUGAAAAUCUGUCCUAUUCAGCCACAUGAGAAACAGCUGUCAAGAUGACUCCCCUUCAGUGAUUCUAGUUGGGAUAGAUCUUACAAUACUACAGCAGAGUUGGAACCUAAUGACUGACUGAAAUUGGGCAUGGUUUGAUGGCACAAAGACUUGAACUAGCCUAUGCUUGACUGUUUUGACUUACAGUGCCUUAAAGUAUUCACACCCCUUAACCUUUUCCACAUUUUGUUAUGUUACAAAGUGGGAUUAAAAUUGAUUUAAUUGGUUAACGAUCUACACAAAUUACUCUGUCAAAUUGAUUAUUUUUUUUCAAUUGGUAAAAUAUGAUGAUAAUAAUAUUGAUUUAGAUAAGUAUUCAACCUCCUGAGUCAAUGCAUGUUAGAAUCACCUUUGGCAGCGAUUACAGCUGUGUCUUUCUGGGUAAGCCUCCAACAGCUUUCCACACCUGGAUUGUACAACAUUUGUCAAUUUAUUAUUUUCAAAAUUCCAAUUAAAAUUGGUUGUUGAUCAUUGCUAGACAACCAUUUUCAGGUCUUGCCUUAGAUUUUCAAACAGAUUUAAUUCAAAACUGUAACUCGGCCACUCAGGAACAUUCACUGUCUUCUUGGUAAACGACUCCAAAUCAAAUUAUAUUGGUCACAUACACGUGUUUAGCAGAUGUUAUUGCGGGUGUAGUGAAAUGCUUGUGCCUCUAGCUCCGACAGUGCAGUAAUAUCGAACAAGUAAUAUCUAACAAUUUCACAAAAUACCCAAUACACACAAAUCUAAGUAAGGAAUGAAUUAAGAAUCUAUACAUAUAUGGACGAGCGAUGUCAGAGUGGCAUGGUCUAAGAUACCGUAGAAUAGUAUAGAAUACAGUACAGUCAUGGUCAAAAGUUUUGAGAAUGACACAAAUAUUAAUUUUCACAAAGUCUGCUGCCUCAGUUUUUAUGAUGGCAAUUUGCAUAUACCCCAGAAUGUUGUGAAGAGUGAUAAGAUUAAUUGCAAAGUCCCUCUUUGCCAUGAAAAUGAACUUAAUCCCCAAAAAACAUUUCCACUGCAUUUCAGCCCUGCCACAAAAGGACCAGCUGACAUCAUGCCAGUGAUUAUUUCGUUAACACUGGUGAGAGUGUUGACGAGGACAAGGCUGGAGAUCACUCUGUCAUGCGGAUUGAGUUAGAAUAACAGACUGGAAGCUUUAAAAGGAGGGUGGUGCUUGAAAUCAUUGUUCUUCCUCUUAACCAUGGUUACCUGCAAGGAAACACAUGCCGUAAUCAUUGCUUUGCACAAAAAGGGCUUCACAGGCAAGGAUAUUGCUGCUAGUAAGAUUGCACCUAAACCAACCAUUUAUCGGAUCAUAAGAACUUCAAGGAGAGAGGUUCAAUUGUUGUGAAGAAGGCUUCAGGGCACCCAAGAAAGUCCAGCAAGCGCCAGGACCGUCUCCUAAAGUUGAUUCAGCUGCAGGAUCAGGGCACCACCAGUGCAGAGCUUGCUCAGGAAUGGCAGCAGGCAGGUGUGAGUGCGUCUGCACGCGCAGUGAGGCGAAGACUUUUGGAGGAUGGCCUGGUGUCAAGAAGGGCAGCGAGGAAGCCACUUCUCUCCAGGAAAAUCAUCAGGGACAGACUGAUAUUGUGCAAAAGGUACUGGGAUUGGACUGCUGAGGACUGGGGUAAAGUCAUUUUCUUUGAUGAAUCCCCUUUCAGAUUGUUUGGGGCAUCCGAAAAAAGCUUGUCCGGAGAAGACAAGGUGAGCGCUACCAUCAGUCCUGUGUCAUGCCAACAGUAAAGCAUCCUUAGACCAUUCAUGUGUGGGGUUGCUUCUCAGCCAAGGGAGUGGGCUCACUCACAAUUUUGCCUAAGAACACAGCCAUGAAUAAAGAAUGGUACCAACACAUCCUCAGAGAGCAACUUCUCCCAACCAUCCAAGAACAGUUUGGUGACGACCAAUGCCUUUUCCAGCAUGAUGGAGCACCUUGCCACGAGGCAAAAGUGAAACUAAGUGGCUCGGAGAACAAAACAUCGACAUUUUGGGUCCAUGGCCAGGAAAGUCCCCAGACCGUAAUGCCAUUUGAGAACUUGUGGUCAAUCCUCAAGAGGCGGGUGGACAAACAAAAACCCACAAAUUCUAACAACCUCCAAGCAUUGAUUAUGCAAGAAUGGGCUGCCAUCAGUCAGGAUGUGGCCCAGAAGUUAAUUGACAGCAUGCCAGGGCAGAUUGCAGAGGUCUUGAAAAAGAAGGGACAACAAUGCAAAUAUUGACUCUUUGCAUAAACUAAAUGUAAUUGUCAAUAAAAGCCUUUAACCCUUAUGGAAUGCUUGUAAUUAUACUUCAGUAUACCAUAGUAAUAUCUGACAAAAAUAUAAAAAAACACUGAAGCAGCAAACUUUGUGAAGACCAAUACUUGAGUCAUUCUCAACUUUUGACCACGACUGUAUACAGUGAGAGGGAAAAAAGUAUUUGAUCCCCUGCUUAUUUUGUACGUUUGCCCACUGACAAAGACAUGAUCAGUCUAAGUUUAAUGGUAGGUUUAUUUGAACAGUGAGAGACAGAAUAACAACAAAAAAAUCCAGAAAAACGCAUGUCAAAAAUGUUAUACAUUCAUUUGCAUUUUAAUGAGGGAAAUAAGUAUUUGACCCCUCUGCAAAACAUGACUUAGUACUUGGUGGCAAAACCCUUUUUGGCAAUCAGAGGUCAGACGUUUCUUGUAGUUGGCCACCAGGUUUGCACACAUCUCAGGAGGGAUUUUGUUCCACUCGUCUUUGCAGAUCUUCUCCAAGUCAUUAAGGUUUCGAGGCUGACGUUUGGCAACUUGAACCUUCAGCUCCCUCCACAGAUUUUCUAUGGGAUUAAGGUCUGGGGACUGGCUAGGCCACUCCAGGACCUUAAUGUGCUUCUUCUUGAGCUACUCCUUUGUUGCCUUGACCGUGUGUUUUGGGUCAUUGUCAUGCUGGAAUACCCAUCCACAACCCAUUUUCAAUGCCCUGGCUGAGGGAAGGAGGUUCUCACCCAAGAUUUGACGGUACAUGGCCCCGUCCAUCGUCCCUUUGAUGCGGUGAAGUUGUCCUGUCCCCUUAGCAGAAAAACAUCCCCAAAGCAUAAUGUUUCUUCCUCCAUGUUUGAUGGUGGGGAUGGUGUUCUUGGGGUCAUAGGCAGCAUUCCUCCUCCUCCAAACACGGCGAGUUGAGUUGAUGCCAAAGAGCUCCAUUUUGGUCUCAUCUGACCACAACACGUUCACCCAGUUCUCCUCUGAAUCAUUCAGAUGUUCAUUGACAAACUUCAGACGGGCAUGUAUAUGUGCUUUCUUGAGCAGGGGGACCUUGCGGGCGCUGCAGGAUUUCAGUCCUUCACGGCGUAGUGUGUUACCAAUUUGUUUUCUUGGUGACUAUGGUCCCAGCUGCCUUGAGAUCAUUGACAAGAUCCUCCCGUGUAGUUCUGGGCUGAUUCCUCACCGUUCUCAUGAUUAUUGCAACUCCACGAGGUGAGAUAUUGCAUGGAGCCCCAUGCCGAGGGAGAUUGACAGUCCUUGUGUGUUUCUUCCAUUUGCGAAUAAUCGCACCAACUGUUGUCACCUUCUCACCAAGCUGCUUGGUGAUGGUCUUGUUGCCCAUUCCAGCCUUGUGUAGGUCUACAAUCUUGUCCCUGACAUCCUUGGAGAGCUCUUUGGUCUUGGCCAUGGUGGAGAGUUUGGAAUCUGAUUGAUUGCUUCUGUGGACAGGUGUCUUUUUAUACAGGUAACAAGCUGAGAUUAGGAGCACACUCUUAAAGGGAGUGCUCCUAAUAUCAGCUUGUUACCUGUAUAAAAGACACCUGUGAGCCAGAACUCUUUCUGAUUGAGAGGGGGUCAAAUACUUAUUUCCCUCAUUAAAAUGCAAAUCAAUUUAUAACGUUUUUUGACAUGGAUUUUUUUUGUUGUUAUUCUGUCUCACUGUUCAAAUAAACCUACCAUUAAAAUUAUAGACUGAUCAUUUCUUUGUCAGUGGGCAAAUGUACAAAAUCAGCAGGGGAUCAAAUACUUUUUUCCCUCACUGUAAGUGACAUGGCGUUUUGGAGUUCUUGUGGCAGUUAGAGGCUGUAGUUCAGAUGCAUGACUCGUCUACCCAGACACCUGUUUUAUUUUUACAGUCAGGCCAGUUUUGCGAGACAACAGCUUUAGCUUAUCCCACACUAAUUACAAUGGCUAGGAUAAACAUCUUCCCAAUCAGUGUUAUCUUUUUUUAAAUUGAGAAAAGUCAUGGGCCCAGUUCAUUUGGAGUUAUGGAAUGGGCCUAGUUGUCAUACAGAACACCACUCCAACACUCAAGCUUGUUCAUAAGGCUUGAAUUCAAUUGGUUUAGUUGUUCGCUUAGCAUGAUCUUUCUCUCUCUCUGUUUCAGACGUCACUCGCCACCAGGUUUGCGCAGGAGGCCUUUGGGAAACAGUACAAACAAACCAUUGGCCUGGAUUUCUUUCUGAAGAGAAUAACUCUGCCAGGUAAGACACUUUCAUCCUUUAGGAUUGCUGGCCUGCUCUGUACCACACCACAGAUACAGGCAUACACUUGCACAUGCAUGCACACACACGGUAACACGUGCACAUACUGAACUUUACCUGUUAAAGGCACAUUGAUGUAAGAUGCUGCAGUGUCUGACUUUAAAUCUCUUGAAUACUGCUUAUGCAUAUCUAAAAGUAUUUAGAUAUCAUUAAAGUAGCCUUAAUUAGUUUGCCAAUUUUAGUUUGUGCACAAUUUUAAUUUUUUAUUUUCUACACAAAGGAAUUUGAAUUUCUCAAUUUCUUUGCAAAUGAUAAAAAACGAUGUUGUUCCUUCCCUAGCAUUUCAGGGUAGAACCAAACAAUUUUGUUCCUCAGGUUAUCUCAGGACUGAAUGUGUCUUUCUUGGUAGCACCACAUUGUGGAGAGUCUUCCUGUUCUCAGCCUUAUUCAUUCUGAAAUCUGUUCUCUCUAGAGCAAACACCAGGCUUUUUUCCGUCUAUGAAGCCAAUGGACAGCUUAUGUCCAGAGAGGCGAGCUUUACACAUUAUGUGGGCACUGUAGAGAGUAAAUACAUUUUAGCAUUUUAUAUUCCUAUCAUUGAUCCUGGGGUUCAACUGAUCUUUGUUCUGCACCACAUAAAACAUUCAUGUUCUUAUUUGUUUACUUUCAAACCCACAAAAUAAAGCCUUGGUCUGUAUCCCCUUGGAUGUGUAAAAUAAAUGUUUGACUAAUGCUAUAUUUAGACUAAAGCCCUCCGAUUUCACUUCCUACCAUAUGAAAUUGGGAUUUUCACCAUUUGAAAUUGCAUAUUUAAAACGGUGCCAAUGCAUAAAGCUGUAAAAGUCUGCAAAAUAGCUCCAUUCUUUUAUGACUAAUAAGGGUGGAUUAAGUACAAAAAUAAAUAUAUGAUAAGUUGAAAGUGUUACAUUCAGUCCUAUAUUCAGUUUCAGUUGGUAAUAGUAGGAGAAAGAAAACAUUAAACGUUUUAGUAGAGAUCAUUUGGCAGACCUUCGUGAAAGUUGGGAAACGCAAGGCUUCAAUGAGAAAUCCCACAAAUGACGCCAAUCUUAGGUAUUGUGAUUCUGGUAAAACUAGUUGAAAAGCAUUACUGAUAUGCAGCAUGGCAAGAUGGGGCCUAUUCCCUAAUCCAUCUGUAUCAAUAUCAUAGAUAUAAUAAUAGUAAACGUUGGUUCAACACCAGAGUUGUUAAAUGGAACAUUUUGUGGGGGAUUGGGUGUUGAUGACCUGAUGAAGAGAAGGGCUGGGUCUGCCGUUUGGUUGGUCCUUCUGAGCUUCGUUAGGAUCCCCGCCUUCGACUGGAUGUGUUGUGUGGGUUUCUGGGGCUCUAUGGGUUUCUCCAAAAUGAGGGGGGGGGGAGAGUAUAGCUUGCGCUGGCUCCUCUCACCAUGAAGGCUCGGCUUGUCAAACUUAAUGUACAUUUUCCAACGCCGGGAAAGGUGAUGCGAGGCCGAUUUGGCGCACACAACAGCCUCCUCUGUGUGUGCUUUUUAUAACAAUACCUCUUCCAGAUGUCUCGUCCGCUAAAUUGGUGGGGGGAGCGAUUGACCUGUGAUGGAUAUUAACUUCAUAAUUUUAGCUAGUCUUGUCAAUUUGAAUCUUACUGAAGAUCACGCAAAUUCUCAAUGUUCGCUUUUGAAGCAAAAUGUUACUGUUUUAAUUGUGAAUUUAUUGGGUUCCACUGAACAGUGCUAAUAGCUAGUGAAGAAUUCUAAGAACACAAACGGCCUCUAACCACCAAAUAAGCAGGAAGACUUUGGGUCUGUCGAGUCAGCUUGAGUCUUUGAAACACACACAAUGUUUAUGUCCGAGUGCAGAGGAUGGGUGGGGAUAGCUCACAUAGUGUAACACCAAGGGCAGUUAUUCAUUGCACUCUUCAAUGUAGCUUUACAAUGACACUGUAUAGUCUAGAUGUAGUCACUGUGAACACUUGUGCUUCCUUCCUCUGUGAAACCGGGACUUGUGUGGUGGGGGUCGGCUCGUCCAGCCGUGUCCACACUGUACGCUCGGCUCACCAUCAGCGCUCUAGGCCAAGGAAGGGCCCUCAUCACAACGACAAACUCCUCACUGUCUGGUCCUCCCCUCCUUCUUUUCUCAACCACCCCUUUCAUUUUCCAGAGGAAUAAAAUAUUUAUUUGGAUUUGGUUUUGUACCCAGUCUCUCGCUCUUUCCCUACCUCCCUCCUACAUAAAUUGGGACAGGAGUUUUCUUUUGCUUCUUAUUUUGUUUAAUUAUCAGUAUUUUUCUUAACACCACAUAUAUUUCUCCUCAGUCUCCUCGACUUGGCUGAGAACGGCACAAUGCCAACAGCUAUUCCAAGGCUAAUAAGUGCUAGUUUUUUUGGCCGGGGUAUUGAGAAUGUUUAAAUUACAGGGUAAGCAUACCUAUUUAUCCCCCUGAAUCUCUCCGCUGGAUAUUCUUGGAUGUGGAGCGUGUGUGACCUGCCAGAGGCGAGCAGUUAAAAAUGAAAGAUUAAUAUCUGAUUUAUUGUUUCCAAUAUCUACAUGUGUUUCCAUCGCAUUUAACUCUACCGAUAGUUUUGUCACAAAAACUGUUGCGUUAAAUAGCAAAUGUGCCUACUCUGGUCUUGGCACGUGCGCUCUAGCUAACAGAUACAGUGCGGGUAGGCUAGUCUACAUGAUGAGAUUAUUAUGGUUGAGUGAGAAUAUUUUUUUGUCAAGCAUUGAUCAUCAUGUCCCCAGAAUAAGACCCUCAAUAUUUAUUGGAAAGGAGCAUCAAACUCAUCACCGUGCACUUUCACCACCCUAUGAAGUUCAUAAACUUAUUUUAAUCUGUAGCAUAAUAAACUGCAUGGUUUCCCGAGUCAUAGUGGGAGGACCACACACCAUAUCAUCAUAUGACUCCAAAUUUACUUCGAUAUGAUGGUUAUUAUAUCAAUAUUUGCACAUAAAGGUGUUUCCAUCGCCAUUUAUCGCAUAAUUAAUUUGACCGACACAUAAAGAUCCUAUCAUGUCGAACGAACAAAUUUGUCGGCAUUUAUAAAAUUGCACCGACACUUCCUGUUUUCCAUCACAGCUGUUGUGAUAAUUUUUUAUACGGUAUAACUUAACUCGCGUAAAAACUGUGGAUGGAAACGUUAAUAAAGUCCUUUCAUAAUUUACUGAUUUUAAGUUUCAAAAUGUUCUCUUCCCUCAGGCAACUUGAAUGUUACUUUGCAAGUGUGGGAUAUUGGAGGUCAAACGAUCGGAGGGAAAAUGCUGGAUAAAUAUGUCUACGGGGCUCAGGUACUAUAACACACACACACACACACACACACACACACACACACACACACACACACACACACACACACGUUUGUUUUACUAUCCCUGCGGGGACCAAACAAUUGAUUCCCAUUCAAAAUCCUAUUUCCCUUAACCUAAUACUAACCUUAACCCCUAAACAUAACCCUAAACCUAACCCCUAAGCCACAAAUAGCCUUUUUCCUUGUGGGGACCGGCGAAAUAUCCCCACUUGUCUGGAAUUUCCUUGUUUAACUAUCCUUGUGAUGACUUCCGGUCCCCACAAGGAUAGUAAAACCAAAAGAACACACACACACUCAAUAAACGCUGAGGUGGUCCGUCGUUCUUCAUGUUAGAGCUCUGAACUUUUUAACUGUUAUCAUUUACAAUGUAAUAGGGUUUUCCUAUUUGGCUUGGGUAAUUAAUACGCCUUUAUGAUAAUAUUAGUGCAACAGGACCCUGCGCAGACUGCAGCCAAGUUUUACUUCUUAGCUGGUCAUACGGAUUACAUUUAUGUAUAGUAUGAAGGGGAGUGAGAAAUAUCUUUCUCUCUCCUCGCUCCCUUCCCCUGCUGUUUCUCACUCUAAUUUCAUUAUUUAUGAGCAAAAUAAGUUAGUGUUCGUGUUGACACUGCAAUAACAAGUGGGUGGGAGUAUUUUAUUUGUGCGUUUGCCGCACUCCACUAGACAACAUCCAUAAAUGGUUGUUGCUAUAUAGGCUACCAUUAUCUGUCACCCACAGCAACAGUCUACGCUCUCAAAGCUGCACUUACAUUUUACAUUUACAUUUUAGUCAUUUAGUAGACGCUCUUAUCCAGAGCGACGUACAGUUAGUGAGUGCAUACAUUUUUCAUACUGGCCCCCCGUGGGAAUCGAACCCACAACCCUGGCGUUGCAAGCGCCAUGCUCUACCAACUGAAACUACACGGGAGGCUCAGUUGUACUUGUUUGAAGAGGUAUAGAUAUAGCUAUAGGUCUGGUCUAGCUGAAGAGCAUGGGGCCUGUAUGGGAUGUAGAGAAUAAGACAGAGACAACACUUGGCUGUUAUGUGUAGGUCGGUCAUGUCUGUCUCUGUACUGUAAUACCUCCUCAGCCGCCCCACUCACUCACACAAAAACAAGGUGUCGUCCAUCAAUGCCACACUAGAAAACUUUGCUCCUCGGGUUUCUCACAAGCUCUUUAUGGGGCUUUCACGACCAUUGUUCUACGCGCCACGGGCGAUAAUCAAUCAUACACAUUGGGAGCACUGCACUGUAAUUGUAACUGACGCAAACUGUCGUCACCGGACUUCUGUGUUGUGACAUUGCGUGUCCUGGGCCAGACGCAUCCUGAAGAAAAAAAGAGCUGUAUUCUGUUUCAUGAUGAUGCAAUCAAAGUCGAGGUAGUCUAUUUAUUCUGACUCCUUUUCAUAUUCUAUAGUCUUUUGGAUUGGUAAAGAGCAGACUUAUGACACAAUUUUGGCACUUGAGGCUUUUGUACACUGAAGUGUUUCAAUUUGUUUACAUAAAAAAAUGGUACAGCAGCCAGCUUUAACGGCCUCUUUUUAUUCCGACGGACACCUUUUUGUGCUUUGCCAUACGACUGAUUCCGGUUUUACACCUGACAAUACCUUCAGAUAAGACAAAGGGAGAGCGGUGAGGCCUGUCUGUUAACUCCCUCACGUUUGAGCUUUUCUACGCAACUGCUUCCGCCUUUGUACUUAUGCUGACAAUACUUACACUAAGUAUUUCGACGAAGGGAGGGAGAUGAGACCUCACUUUUAUUUGUAAGCCCAGACACCUUUUGUGACACAGAGAUAACCCAACCUCACCCCUAUCCUGCCUUCCUAUGUGUGUUUGGCUGGGUGGACAAAUCUCUGUGGUCCCCCUCGCCUCGAUGCCCGCAGACAGACCGAUUAUAGCAUAGACUUAGUGGCUCAGCUGUAUGUUCUUAGCAUGUCUCUCUGCAUCUGUUAACAGCGAUAUAGAUCAUCAUUAAUCCCAGGCUAGCUCAGAGAGAGCAGAGGAGGUGCCAACUCCUUGGGGACUGUGUUUGUGUGUGUGGAGGAGCAAUUGACUUCUCUCAGACACUAGUGCCACCUACUGCUCACUUUCCCACAUUCGACCUAUCUGGCAUGAUUGUUCUCAUCUUAUGUCAAAUGUAAUUCAUUUUGUAAUGUUGUGAUUAAGCUACACCAUUUUAGACUUUCUGUGGUAUUGUUUUUCAGGGCGUUCUUCUAGUGUACGACAUUACAAACUACCAGAGCUUUGAGAAUCUGGAGGACUGGUACGGCAUGGUCAAGAAGGCCAAUGAAGAGUCAGACGUCCAGCCGGUGGUCUCACUGGUGGGAAACAAAAGUGAGUAUUUAAAACACAUCUCUCUGACACACACACACUAGUUAUAUUCCUUUCUUCUGCUCAUAGGCCACACACCUACGUACCAUAAGAGACUAAAGCAGACGAGUCAACCAUAAUGUAUAAACGCAGAGAGCUGUGAAGAGAAUGCGAUUUACAAUGCAGUAAAGAUAAAUCACUAGUUUCUCUGAUGGCUAAAUGUUUUAUUCACGCUUUUAUACACUGCAGUCUUUUAUACACUGCAUGUAUUUGCAGUACAGCACAACCAUAUUACUGUAUCCAGCUCUAUUUUGCUAGACACUGGAAAUUGAUUUGUCUAUUGGGGCUGUUGAUUAUUCACUUCCUGUUCUGUCUCGACUCCUCGUGUGUGUGUGUGUGUGUGUGUGUGUAAGAUAGCUAGGUGAGGAAAAAUGUACUUACUACGACUAGAGAACGACCAAUAAUCGGCAGAGCCAAUGUAUUGGGGCGAUAUUGUCAAUCGGCCCUUCUCUAUCGGCUUUACCGAUAGUCCCUUUACAUAGCAAAACUGCGGCUAUGUCAAACGCCACUCACCGCCUGAGCCACGAGCACUGCACAAUGCCGAAGAAUGUCUAGCUGGGAAAAUCAGCAGCAAGCUAGCUUAUUCUCCAACCGAAAGGUACAGUAUUGAGAAACGGAUGAAUUGACACAUUGACCAAAAUCAAACUCCUGUAACAACAAACAUUUGUUUAGUUAAUUCACUAAUAAUAAGGCUUGUGUCGACAUGUCAGGACAUGCAUGCAAUAAGCAAGCUAGCUAGCUAUGUGACAUGUUAGCAAAGAUUAUGAUAAUUAGCUAACUCUUUCAUCUGUGGUGUUAGCUAGGUAGCUAUAAUAGCUACUAUGCUAGCUACAGUGGGGAAAAAAAGUAUUUAGUCAGCCACCAAUUGUGCAAGUUCUCCCACUUAAAAAGAUGAGGCCUGUAAUUUUCAUCAUAGGUACACGUCAACUAUGACAGACAAAAUGAGAAUUUUUUUUCCAGAAAAUCACAUUGUAGGAUUUUUUAUGAAUUUAUUUGGUCAAUAACAAAAGUUUCUCAAUACUUUGUUAUAUACCCUUUGUUGGCAAUGACACAGGUCAAACGUUUUCUGUAAGUCUUCACAAGGUUUUCACACACUGUUGCUGGUAUUUUGGCCCAUUCCUCCAUGCAGAUCUCCUCUAGAGCAGUGACGUUUUGGGGCUGUCGCUGGGAACACGGACUUUCAACUCCCUCCAAAGAUUUUCUAUGGGGUUGAGAUCUGGAGACUGGCUAGGCCACUUCAGGACCUUGAAAUGCUUCUUACGAAGCCACUCCUUCGUUGCCCGGGCGGUGUGUUUGGGAUCAUUGUCAUGCUGAAAGACCCAGCCACGUUUCAUCUUCAAUGCCCUUGCUGAUGGAAGGAGGUUUUCACUCAAAAUCUCACGAUACAUGGCCCCAUUCAUUCUUUCCUUUACACGGAUCAGUCGUCCUGGUCCCUUUGCAGAAAAAUGGCCCCAAAGCAUGAUGUUUCCACCCCCAUGCUUCACAGUAGGUAUGGUGUUCUUUGGAGAUAACUCAGCAUUCUUUGUCCUCCAAACACGACGAGUUGAGUUUUUACCAAAAAGUUAUAUUUUGGUUUCAUCUGACCAUAUGACAUUCUCCCAAUCCUCUUCUGGAUCAUCCAAAUGCACUCUAGCAAACUUCAGACGGGCCUGGACAUGUACUGGCUUAAGCAGGGGGACACGUCUGGCACUGCAGGAUUUGAGUCCCUGGCGGCGUAGUGUGUUACUGAUGGUAGGCUUUGUUACUUUGGUCCCAGCUCUCUGCAGGUCAUUCACUAGGUCCCCCCGUGUGGUUCUGGGAUUUUUGCUCACCGUUCUUGUGAUCAUUUUGACCCCACGGGGUGAGAUCUUGCGUGGAUACCCAGAUCGAGGGAGAUUAUCAGUGGUCUUGUAUGUCUUCCAUUUCCUAAUAAUUGCUCCCACAGUUGAUUUCUUCAAACCAAGCUGCUUACCUAUUGCAGAUUCAGUCUUCCCAGCCUGGUGCAGGUCUCCAAUUUUGUUUCUGGUGUCCUUUGACAGCUCUUUGGUCUUGGCCAUAGUGGAGUUUGGAGUGUGACUGUUUGAGGUUGUGGACAGGUGUCUUUUUAUACUGAUAACAAGUUCAAACAGGUGCCAUUAAUACAGGUAACGAGUGGAGGACAGAGGAGCCUCUUAAAGAAGAAGUUACAGGUCUGUGAGAGCCUGAAAUCUUGCUUGUUUGUAGGUGACCAAAUACUUAUUUUCCACCAUAAUUAGCAAAUAAAUUCAUAAAAAAUCCUACAAUGUGAUUUUCUGGAAAUAUCUUUUUCUCAAUUUGUCUGUCAAAGUUGACGUGUACCUAUGAUGAAAACUACAGGCCUCUCAUCUUUUUAAGUGGGAGAACUUGCACAAUUGGUGGCUGACUAAAUACUUUUUUCCCCCACUGUAUAUUAGCUACUAUGCUAGCUAGCUGGCUAGGUAAACAUGGUGCUAAGGUAUCAGAUAGGAGUCAAUAGCCAAUGUAGUUAUCUAACAUUAGUUGGUUAUCAUUUUAAACCUGCAGCAUUUUCGGAAAUGAGCCAUCUGACUUGCGUUGUAACGUUAACAAUUUCCUGUUGUGCUAAUCUGACCAGCCGCAAUCGUAUCCGUAAAUUGACAGUUGAUAGUCGGAUUAGAUGAUUGUCGUAAUAGGGAAAAAAGGAAGUGUUUUAAAAUGCCUAAAUAAAAGUUGGCAAUAGGUUUAGCUACCUAAGAAUCUCGCUUCAUGUUUAUGAAUCACGAAAGCUCAGCGCACGUGUUUGCGUUCUCACUUAAACUAUGGGCAGAUUUGAGUCAUUCAGACAGAAUGUGCAUUGUCGUUUCAUCAUUUUUCCUACCCUCACUCUCCUUGUUAGCUAUUAUGCACAUUUAUGGCUUGGUAGCAAAUGUCAUCGCCAUUGAGCUAGUUCUCAUAGUGUGAGGAGAUGUGAAAGGGAGCAGAGUUAGAGCCUUGCUCUAUCCAAUCGUAGCAGUAGGAUCAACUUACAACCGGCCCAUUUCUUGACAGAUAGCUGAACUAGCCAAUUGAGUUGUUUAAAAUGUUGUCCUGGCAGCCGAGUUGUUUAGAUGCGUUCCUAUGACUAAAAAUACUAGUUUCAUAAGCAUCCGUGAUCACAAAUCAUGACCUUAUGUUGGACAAAUUUGCAUUGAAUAUAUGUUAUUUUAUAUUCUUAAACUAACAUCAGUGCCUAUAUGAUGUCCUUCCAUACAGGCGUGGCAUGCUGGAGUGAUUGUUCUAUGCAAAUGUUGAUCAGUAGGCUAAUAAAAGUCCAAAGUGGAAGACAAACAGAUUGUCAUCUGUAGCACCAUAGACUCCACUGAUCAGCCAAAACAAGCUCAAUAACUCAAUGCAUGCCCACACUCCUAUUGAAUAUGAUUUACCAUUCAAAUAAAAUGAUUAUCAUUAUUUUGUUAUGUAGUUAGAUUGGUAAAAACAAAGUGAUAUUUAUUGUUAGAUUUUUUAAAAUUGAUGCAUUAAUGCAUACAUGGCUGUCUCUGGGAAAGUUUGUCAUCAAAAUGUUCAAAUUUAAUGAUAUUGAAUAUCGGCCUUCUCUAACUACGACUGUGAUAUGUGGUUGUCUCACCUAGCUAUCUUACGAUGAAUGCACCAACUGGAUAAGAGCGUCUGCUAAAUGACUAAAAUGUAAAUGUGUGUUGCAACCGAUAAUACCAGAUAGGCCUUUGUGUGUUAGGGCUCAAGCUAAUUAUUGUGUUGCGAUUAAGCUAAUUGAUAGCGAGGAGCAGGGUCUCCUGGGGCGAUCGGAACGGUGAUGUUUGCUUGCUCUGGGAUGUGACUCUCUGUGAUUUAGCACUCUGGUCCGUUUGCUACCAGGGCUACCUCUUCUACUCUAACUCCAUCCCCCCUGUCCUCCAACAUCCCAGCCCGGACACCGCUUUGGAUGAGGAGAGAAUCUUAGAUGAUAACCAGACAACACCUCCCCCAGUCCGUCCCUCUCGAAAAAAAAAAUAGACUAAUAAUGAUUACUCUCCUUUUUUUAAACAUCCCCUCUGACCGAUGGGGAGACAUUGUUGCCGCCGUGUUAUUGUAAAGUACGCACACACACAGCCCCAUUGCGUGUGUAAUGAUGGCUAUCGACUGUCCCGCAUUGAACCCCCCCCCCACUCUUCCUCCGCCCCAAUGAUGAACGGCCCACAGAGUGGUGUCUACUCAGGAAGCCUCUCGCUAAUGUUACUCAACCCGGGCCUUUAGGUCAGGGCUUAAUACGCCAGGCUAGCAUGGGGAUUCUCUUGUCUUCGCAUUAGGGCACAUCUCUUAAUGCCCAGGCCUAACAGCAGGCGCCUCCGUAUUUAGGCUACAUUUUGUAUACUGCCGGUGAGUGUGUCUGUGUAAGUGCAUUUGUAUAGUGUGUGUCAAUGUGUGUACUGUAAUAUGUAUUUAAGCAGUGUAUACCCCACUGUCAGGGUCUCCCCCUCGCCCACUCAGUCAGUCUGCUCUUACUGGCCAUAGUGCUGAGAAUCGCCUGUGUGUGUUUUUUCUGCUCCUACAGUCCGCAAAGAAAAACAAAAUCCCACACAGAUUGCCCUACCAGGAGCAAUCAAUUACCUAGCGAGACUUUAUGAAUCCCUGAACCCUCUCACAGACUCUGGGCAUGAAGAGAGACUUAGUCUAGCGUUCUUGUGGGAAUUGCACACACAGACGUUUCUGUUUUUCUAUUCUUUUUUUUUCUUCUUUUUUUUACCGAGUGCCCGGCCAUCGGCCAGUUACAAUGAAUAGAACAAAAAAUAUACACCGUUCUUGGGGCGGGCGCGGCGCUGUUGAGAUUUUGUGUUGUAGGUUCCCAUGAAAUCCAAAUGAGUGGAGCAGCCACCAAUCCUCAGACCAUGUUUAUGACAACUGAAAUAGAACGACGAACCUAACCAGGAGUUUAUAGCAAGAUCAUCUGCACUAUACAAAUGUAUGUCCACGAGAGGGCAUGUCUUCUGGGAGAUCCCUUCUCUCACUUAACCACUGACAUGUUUUAGUGUUUCCCUUCAUCAUUCACUCUCACUUACCAUAUAUGCAGUACUAGUGCGUUAUCGACUCAAGUUGCUUUUGGAGGUCUACACUAUCCUGUACGAACAAUCUGACAGGGACAGUAUGACCCCCACCAUUUAUUCUUACCUAUGCAGUGCUUUUGAGACAGCCGCUAAUAAGAACCCUCCCCCUUUAUCUUUGCCAAACCUCAGUAUACUAAUUGAGCUUGUAAACUAAACUGAUGUUCUUUAUUUAGUAUGCUGUUGUUCCCUCCUCUCCUUACCCUGGCCUGACUGACCGCCCUCCUGUGCCAUUUGGCAAGUGGGGAACAGCCUCCCCAUUCUUCUGCUUAACACGGCCGUCUAGUGAUAAGUUUGCUUGUUAAGGCCGGCGUUGUGCACCCCUUGCCCUACACAUGCUGCCCAUACUCUUAUGUUAAAUAAUGGCACCACUUGUAACAAUUCAGGGAGGAAGCCAAUGAAAUAUUUGAUUGAGGACACACACAUACACACAAAAAUGCACGCACACAGAAACACACACCGUGCACACAGAAACACAAACACUGUGCGCACGCACACUCACACAGAGAAACGUAGAGGCACUCAAAAACAUAGACACUGAAACACUUGCAGAGGGUGGGCUUUGCUGGGAAAGCAUGGGUAAUGGAAGAAUGCUAAGCUCUUGGUCUGUCUAAACAUACUAUAACUGUUUAUUUCAGCACGGCCCAGUUUAACACCGUAUGGUACACAGGAUCCUUUCAGGAAAAUGUAGACUUCAUAUGCAUGCAGUCUCCUGCACUCACGAAGAUAGUGUUUUCCUAUAUUAUUCAAAAUUAUGUUUGAUUUUUUAAAUGAGUUUUACUGUCAUACAACUUAUGAAUUACUGAUUGAUAGUCUUAAGGGUGAUUGUUGGGCUAGUUUAAGACCUGUGGUUCGUGAAGCAAAAGGUGUCGUGCUGUGUGAGGACAUGAUGUAAAUGUUUUCACCUCUAGGUUUAAGAUGGCACCAUUUUAAAUAAAUGAUCUGGUACUUUUGUAUUCUUUUUAGCUAGUAGUUCUGAAAGUAGCGCACACGAGCAAAAGUUGGUCCCCGAAAAUUGCGUAUUUUGUCACGUGCACCACGUCAUUGCCCUCUCGCUCUGCUGUGUGUGCAUCUUGCUAGCUGUCACUAAAAUGGCGAGGGGCUGAACCUCAUUUGCUAGAACUCUAAUUGCUGGCCCAAAUGUUGGGAAAAUGGCGCAGCACAGCUUCCAGAAAAACGGUUGCUUCAAACUUGCUUCGGCUCAUAGAUUAUGCAUGUAAAAAUGCUGUUCAUUGACUACAGCUCAGCAUUCAACACCAUAGUCCCCUCCAAAAUCAUCACAAAGCUCAGGACCCUGGCACUGAACACCUCCCUCUGCAACUGGAUCCUGGACUUGCUAAUGGGCCGCCCCCAGGCGGCUAGGGUAAGCAACAACACAUCCGCCACGCUGACCAUGAACACAGGGGCUUCUCAACGGUGUGUGCGCAUUAUACUCCUGUACUCAUUUUUUACAUUUUUGUCAUUUAGCAGACGCUCUUAUCCAGAGCGACUUAGUUAGUGAGUGCAUACAUUUUUUUUAUAUACUGGAAUCGAACCCACAACCCUGGCGUUGCAAAUGCCAUGCUCUACCAACUGAGCUACAUCCCUGCCGGCCAUUCCCUCCCCUACCCUGGACGACGCUGGGCCAAUUGUGCGCCGCCCAAUGGGUCUCCCGGUCGCGGCCGGCUACGACAGAGCCCUAUUCACCCACGACUGCUUCGCCACGCACAACUCCAACACUGACAUUAAGUUUGCUGAUGACACGAAUAUGGUAGGACUGAUCACAGACAACGAUGAAGCAGCCUAUAGGAAGAAGUCAGAGACCUGGCAGUGUGGUGCCAGGACAACAACCUCUCCCUCAACGUCAGUAAGACAAAGUAGCUGAUCGUGGACUACAGAAAACGGAGGGGCGAGCAAGCCCCCAUCCACAUCGAUGGAGCUGCAGAGGAGUGGUUUGAGAGCUUCAAGUUACUCGUUGUCCCCAUUUACUAGUUGUGAAGAGGGCACGACAGCGCCUCUUACCCCUCAGGAGGCUGAAAAGAUUUAGCAUGGGCCCUCAAAUCCUCAAGUUCUACAGCUGCACCAUUGAGAGCAUCUGCAAGGCACCUGACCGCAAGGCGCUACAGAGGGUGGUGAGUAUGGUCUAGUACAUCACUGGGGCCGAGUUCCCUGCCAUCCAGGACCUCUAUACCAGGUGGUGUCAGAGGAAGGCCCAAACAAUUAUCAGACUCCAGCCACCCAAGCCAUAGAUUGUUCUCUCUGCUACCGCACGGAAAGCAAUACAAGUGCACCAAGUCUGGAACCAACAGGACCAUGAACAGCUUCUACCCCCCCCCCCCCCCCCCCCCCCCCAAGCCAUAAGACUGCUAAACAAGACUGCUAAAUAGCUAAUCAAAUGGCUACCCAGACUACCUGCAUUGACUCCUUUUUCUGCACUAACUAUCUUGCACUGACUCUAUGCAGACACACUGGACUCUACCCACACAUACUGACAUCCCAACACACAUACACACACUACAUACCUGCCUGGCUACCCAAACUCCUUGCUCCGGCCAAAUGCUACGCCACGCCCACAGACGUUAGUUUCUUCUCCACAUCCGAGUACCUUCCCGACGAUUUCUAGAAAGUAAACGCAUUCUAAUUGUUCUGAUUCGUCCAGAAACGAUGGUUUGGGCCCGAUCCAGAAAAUGUGUCGUUGUCUUUUAUAGAGAUGAUCCAAUCGCUGAUGACUUGCUUUUGUACAACACCCCUCAUUUUGACAUCACCACAAACGACUUCAACGAUGGCAGUCUAAGACCUGAAUCACUGUAUCUAGCGAACAUGGAGCAGUGGAAGAAUUCAGUUUGAGUCAUCAGGCAAACCAUAUACGCCCACACAUACAACACGUGCACACAUGCAUACUUGACGACUCACACGCACUUUCACAGCCACAUACGCUACUGCUACUGUCUAUUAUCUAUCCUGUUGCCUUAGUCACUUUACUAUAUGUACAUAAUAUAUGUACAUAGCUACCUCAAUUACCUCGUACCCCUACACAUCCACUCGGUACUGGCACUCCCUGCCUAGUUAUUUUUACUUGUUAUUCACUGUGUAUUCAUUCCUUGUGUCACUAUUUCAAUGUUGUUUUUGUAUCUUUUAUUUUUUACUCUGCAUUGUUGGAAAAGGACCCCUAAGUAAGCAUUUGACCGUUAGUCUAUCCCUGUUGUUUACGAAGCAUGUGACAAAUUAAAAUGUGAUUGAUUGAUCUGAACUACUAAUUCACACAUCCAGCCCAAAGGGAGAUUUAAAAAAUACUUAGUAGUCGCCAAAGUUCCAGAGCAUGUCUUUAAUUGUUAUGGGGAAAAAGAAAACUCUAGAACACCUUUACUCCACACACAGAGAUGCGUACAAAGCUCUCCCUCACCCUCCAUUUGGCAAAUCUGACCAUCAUUUAAUCCUCCUGAUUCCUGCUUACAAGCAAAAACUAAAGCAGGAAGUACCAGUGACUCGCUCAAUACAGAAGUGGUCGGAUGACGCAGAUGCUAAGCUACAGGACUGUUUUUCUAGCACAGACUGGAAUAUGUUCUGGGAUUCUUCAGAGGGCAUUGAGGAGUACACCACAUGAGUAACUGGCUUCAUCAAUUAGUGCAUCGACGACGUCGUCCCCAGAGUGACCGUACGUACAUACCCCAACCAGAAGCCAUGGAUUACAGGCAACAUCCGCACUGAGCUAAAGGGUAGUGCUGCAGCUUUCAAGGAGCGGGAAUUUAACUCUGACUCUUAUAAGAAAUCCCGCUAUGCCCUCUGACGAACCAUCAAACAGGCAAAGCGUCAAUACAGGACUGAGAUUGAAUCGUACUACACCGGCUCCGACGCUCGUCGGAUGUGGCAGGGCUUGCAAACUAUUACGGACUACAAAGGGAAGCACAGUGACAUGAGCCUACCAGACGAGCUAAAUUACUUCUAUGCUCGCUUCGAGGCAAGCAACACUGAAGCAUGCAUGAGAGCAUCAGAUGUUCUGGACGACUGUGUGAUCACGCUCUCCGUAGCCGAUGGUAGUAAGACCUUUUAAACAGGUCAAAAUUCACAAGGCCGCAGGGCCAGACGGAUUACCAGGACAUGUACUCAGAGCAUGCGCUGACCAACUGGCAAGUGUCUUCACUGACAUUUUCAACCUGUCCCUGACUGAGUCUGUAAUACGAACAUGUUUCAAGCAGACCACCAUAGUCCCUGUGCCCAAGAACACCAAUGCACCCUGCCUAAAUGACUACCGACCCUUAGCACUCACGUCUGUAGCCAUGAAGUGCUUUGAAAGGCUGGACAUGGCUCACAUCAACACCAUUAUCCCAGAAACCCUAGACCCACUCCAAUUUGCAUACCGCCCCAACAGAUCCACAGAUGCAAUCUCUAUAGCACUCCACACUGCCCUUUCCCACCUGGACAAAAGGAACACCUACGUGAGAAUGCUAUUAAUUGACUACAGCUCAGCUUUCAACACCAUAGUGCCCUCAAAGCUCAUCACUAAGCUAAGGACCCUGUGACUAAACACCUCCCUCUGCAACUGGGUCCUGGACUUACUGACGGGCCACCCCCAGGUGGUAAGCGUAGGUAACAACACAUCUGCCACUUUAUUUAUUUAUUUAUUUAUUUAUUUUUAUUUCACCUUUAUUUAACCAGGUAAGCCAGUUGAGAACAAGUUCUCAUUUACAACUGCGACCUGGCACACUGACCCACAACACGGGGGCCCCUCAGGGGUGCGUGCUCAGUCCCCUCCUGUACUCCCUGUUCACCCAUGACUGCAUGGCCAAGCACGACUCCAGCACCCUCGUUAAGUUUGCCGUCGACACAACAGUGGUAGGCCUGAUCACUGACAACGAUGAGACAGCCUAUAGGGAGGAGGUCAGAGACAUGGCUGUGUGGUGCCAGGAUAACAACCUCUCCCUCAACGUGAUCAAGACAAAGGAGAUGAUUGUGGACUACAGGAGACUGAAAAGAUUUGGCAUGGAUCCUCAAAAAGUUGUACAGCUUCACCAUCAAGAGCAUCCUGACUGGUUGCAUCACCGCCUGGUAUGGCAACUGCUCGGCCUCUGACCGCAAGGCACUACAGAGGGUAGUGCGUACGGCCCAGUACAUCACUGAGGUCAAGCUUCCUGCCAUCCAGGACCUCUUUACCAGGCGGUGUCAGAGGAAGGCCCUAAAAAUUGUCAAAUGGCAUUCUUCCGCCGCCAUCACCUCAUGUUUCAGCAUGAUAAUGCAUGUCGCAAGGAUUUGUACACAAUUCCUGGAAGCUGAAAAUGUCCCAGUUCUUCCAUGGCCUGCAUAUUCACCAGAACUGUCACACAUUGAGCAUUUUUGGGAAGCUCUGGAUCGACGUGUGUUCCAGUUCCCACCAAUAUCCAGCAAUUUUGCACAGCCAUUGCAGAGGAGUUUGACAGCAUGCCACAAUCAACAGCUUGAUUAGCUCUAUGCGAAGGAGAUGAUGCGCUGCAUGAGGCAAAUGGUGAUCACACCAGAUACUGACUGGUUUUCUGAUCCACUCCCUUACUUUUUUUUAAAGGUACGGUAUCUGUGACCUACAGAUGCAUAUCUGUAUUCCCAGUCGUGAAAUCCAUAGAUUAGGGCUAAUGAAUUUAUUCCUUAUAUGAACUGUAACUCAGUAUAAUCUUUGAAAUUGUUGCAGGUUGCGUUUUUAUUUUUGUUAAGUAUAUUUCUGUCCUUACCUUGAAUGCAGUCUGAACAAGGAGUGACUGCAAUCCACACUGGUUUUGUUAAACUAGCUACAGCAAACAAUUAGCAACAUUAGCAUUUUUGGGAUCAAUUCCCUAUCUAAAGCAAUUGCCCACGUUUAGCAUGUUUUAAAUGUAAUGUCCAAAAUAAAUCAUCUAAAAAUAUUUUAAACCAAUUAAGUGAGUUACCCAAUCCAUUUAAGAGGUAAUUAUGGCAUGACAUUUGAUACAUGCUAAACGUGACAGAUUGAUUUACAUGAGGAAUCAAAAUGCUAAUGUUACUAAUUGUUUGCAGUGGCCAGUUUAACAAAACCAAAGUGUGGAUUGCAGUCACUCCUUGUCCAUAGAAAGGUUUCAAGGUAAGGAAACAAACCAUCUGAAAACAGUGCAUUCGGAAAGUAUUCAGACCCCUUCCCUUUUUCCACAUUUUGUUACAUUACAGCCUUAUUCUAAAAUGGAUAUAAACAAAUAAUCCUCCUCAAUCUACACACAAUACCCCAUAAUGACAAAGCGAAAAGAGGUUUUGAGAAGUUUUUGCAAAUGUAUGAAAUAUAAAAAACAGAUACCUUAUUUACAUAAGUAUUCCGACCAUUUAAUAAUAAUAAUAUAAUAUGCCAUUUAGCAGACACUUUUAUCCAAAGCGACUUACAGUCAUGUGUGCAUACAUUUUUACGUAUGGGUGGUCCCGGGGAUCGAACCCACUACCCUGGCGUUACAAGCGCCAUGAUCUACCAAUUGAGCUACUGAACUCAUUUGCUAUGAGAUUCGAAAUUGAGCUCCGACGCGUCCUGUUUCCAUUGAUCAUCCUUCAGAUGUUUCUACAACUUGAUUGGAGUCCACCUGUGGAAAAUUCAAUUGAUUGGACAUGAUUUGGAAAGGCACACACCUGUCUAUAUAAGGUCCCACAGUUGACAGUGCAUGUCAGAGCAAAAACCAAGCCUUGAGGUCGAAGGAAUUGUCCGUAGAGCUCCAUGACAGGAUUGUGUCGAGGCACAGAUCUGGGGAAGGUUACAAAACAUUUCUGCAGCAUUGAAGGUCCCAAAGAACACAGUGGCCUCCAUCAUUCUUAAAUGGAAGAAGUUUGGAACCACCAAGACUCUUCCUAGAGCUGGCCGAUCGGGAGAGAAGUGCCUUGGUCAGGGAGGUGACCAAGAACCCGAUGGUCACUCUGACAGAGCUCCAGAGUUCCACUGUGGAGACAGGAGAAACUUCCAGAAGGACAACCAUCUCUGCAGCACUCCACCAAUCAGGCCUUUAUGGUAGAGUGGCCAGACGGAAGUCACUCCUCAGUAAAAGACACAUGACAGCCCACCUGGAGUUUGCCAAAAGGCACCUAAAGACACUCUGAUCAUGAGAAACAAGAUUCUCUGGUCUGAAGAAACCAACAUUUGAACGUCUGGAGGAAACCUGGCACCAUCCCUACAGUGAAGCAUGGUGUUGGCAGCAUCGUGCUAUGGGGAUGUUUUUCAGCGGCAGGGACUGGGAGACUAGUCAGGAUCGAGGCAAAUAUGAACGGAGCAAAGUACAGAGAUCCUUGAUGAAUACCUGCUCCAGAGCGCUCAGGACCUCAGACUGGGACGAAGGUUCACCUUCCAAAAGGACAAUGACCCUAAGCACACUGCCAAGACAACGCAGGAGUGGCUUCGGGACAUGUCUCUGAAUGUCCUUGAGUGGCACAGCCAGAGCCCGGACUUGAACCCGAUCAAACAUCCUCUGGAGAGACCUGAAAAUAGCUGUGCAGCGACGCUCCCCAUCUAUCCUGACAGAGCUUGAGAGGAUCAGAGCAGAGAAGAAUGGGAGAAACUGCCCAAAUACAGGUGUGCGAAGCUUGUAGACUCGAGGCUGUAAUUGCUGCCAAAGGUGCUUCAACAAGGUACUGAGUAAAGGGUCUGAAUACUUAUAUGUGUGAAAUUUGUUUAUUUUAACUGUUUUUGCUUUGUCAUUAUGGAGUAUUGUGUGUAGAUUGAUGGGGGGGGAAAAUAAUUUAAUCAAUUUUAGAAUAAGGCUUGAACGUAACAUUUUGAAAAAGUCAAGGGGUCUGAAUACUUUCCGAAUGCACUGUAUGUAAAAUCGCAGAACUAGCCCUUUUAAAACCUUGAAAUACUGUGUUUUGGGUCAUUACCUGAAUAAUUUAUUUAACGUAUUUAACAAGUGACAUGUUUAUGCCAACAUUGGAAUUGUGCAUCCGAUUUUCAUUCUGCAGUUUAUGAAGCCAAUUUGUUUUUAUUAAGAAGGGAUCACUGGACCCCUCUACCCUCUCCACCCAUCCAUUCCCCUUUCUUUUCUAGCUCGCUAUCCAUUAGGAACUCUGGGGGCAUUCAUUAUGGGCUCCCAUAGCCCUUAUUUGGGUGACUUAAAUGGGUUCACUCUUAACCCCUCCUCAUCACUCAUGCCUUUUAGCAUGGAUGUUCUGAAGCUUUUCACCUCGGGAGAUCCACACUGGCUCUCCAUUGGAAAUGUUCCCCUCCUCUGGCUGGGAGAUAAGACUCCUGCACGAAGAGACUGUCCCAUCUUUUUUUCUCACACUUCCUUUCACUCACACACUCAGUCCUCUACUUACACACUGUCUCGCAAGUGUGAACUAACAUGUUCACUUUCCUUGCCUUUUACAUUGGCUCUGUGUCACUUAUGUAAAACAACAUGCGUGUGUUUACCUUCUGCACGGUACGGCAAACCUUUCCACGUACCGUUACCCAUGGUACUCUUCUUCACUGCCAGCCAUUCGGCCAUGUGAAUACUCAAAUGCCUCUCUCUCAAAACUCUGUUCUCGUAUUGACUUUAUUUUUGCACUGUCUAUAUGCUCACUCACAGGGCCCUACACUCUCUCUCUCUCUCUCACUCACACACCCACUCACAUACAAGCUGCUUCUAUUCUGUUUCUUAUAUCCUUUUGCGUAGUCACCUUACCCCUAUACAUAUCUACCUCCAUCACUCCAGUUUCGCUGCACAUUGUAAAUAUGGUAUUGGAACUGACCCUGUAUAUAGUAUGCUUGCUUACUUAUUGUGUUCUUCAUAUUUCUUAUUUCUCAUGUUUUUUUUCUUCUAGUGUUACAUUGUUAUUGUAUUGUUGGGUUUUGAGUUAGCAAGACAGACGUUUCACUGUACUUGUGCAUUAAAACGUCAAACUUGAAACUGAAACAUGUCUCUCCACCACCGACAUUGUCCGGACGGAGUUGUUUUCCCUUUUGGCAAGGCCCAGGUUGGAGUUUGAAGGCCUCCCUCACCUCCCCCCUCCUCAUCUCCACUCCACUAACUCCCCUCAACCCCCUGCCCCAGUAAAUCUGCCACAGUUCCUGUCUGUUCAGUGUAGGCCUGCACAUUUCUUAAUAGAGAUGCUCAGAAGUCAAGGAGCCCGGAGGAGCUCAAUGCGCUUCUGUUUUUGGUUUAGUUCAGAAAUGUUUUUCCUGGCUGGGCCCACCAGUACUUAGGUCCUCCUACAACAAACGAAAAGGUCCUAACGGUCCCCCAGGGGACGGUUUAGCCACAAUGGACAUGUGGUGGAACAAAAGCCCAGUCCUUCACCCCCCCCCCUCCCCCCUCCACUCACGAGAUAUAGGUGAUGCACAUGUCAGCAAUGUGUGUAGCGCUGUGGGGAGGGUGAUCGCAGGUUCGACGCUGUAAAACAUUUUAUAUAUACAGUAUAUAGAUCCCGGUAAGGUAUGGUGCACGGUCAGGUAAAGAUGUGAAAUGUUUACAGUAUACAUCCAGCCUUUCCUUUCCUUUCUUUUUUUUCUUAAAGGUAAAGGAAUCGAAUAG